AUUGAUAAGUUUUGAGACUUAAUUGAGUUUGAAAUUAAUUUAAUUAAUGAAAUCAAGGACUUAAUUAAAGAAAUAUGAAAGUUUGGGGUUUUAAUUGGGGUCCAAAUUGCAAAAAUUAAAGUCCAAGGACUAACUUGUAAAAGGCACCGAAAUGCAGGGGUCCAAUUACAAAUUAACUAGGGGUUUAAUUACAAGACUUCCAAAACUUGAAGUACCAAAAUGCAAAUUGCCAUUAAACACUCCACUGUUCAUCUCCUCCAUCCCGAUUCAACAGAAACGGCUGAGAACGUGGGUAACGUUUUUUGCCCACGAUGUGCCAUUAAUACAUGCUAGGAGGUGUAAGGGUGUUGGGUGGCUUAUAAAGAUUGAGCACAGCAAAGAAAAAAGAGGAGGAAAAAACUGGGGCAAAGUUGGGGAAUUGGACUGAAAGGGGAGAAAAAAGGACAGUAGAGAGGGGGACAGAACCGAGGGGAAAAACAGGGGGAAAAAGGGCGAACAACAACAAGAAAAACACAGGGGAAGAACCCUCAUCUCCUGGGUGCAGACCUCCAUCACCGUCGACCAUCGUCAUCAUCUGCGUCUUCCUUUUCCAAUAAUAUCACAAGCAACAGCUUAGGAAAGGGAAAUUAGGGAAGACGCAUGCAGAAAAACAGAAACAGGGGAGCAAGCUUCAGUUCAACCGACAGCACCUAACAUCUUCAUCACCAUCGUUGAUGUCCUGAGCAGAGGAAGCACAUAAGGAAGACCAAGGAAAGAAGUAGACAAGAGUCACCACCAGCUUCACAACCGUUUUCGUCGCCUCCAGAAGCAGCAUCUCCAGAGCUCCAUCUUCAGCAGCCACUGCACCAGAAACAGGGCACUCCAGGAAAGAAAUACAGGGACGAACCGGGGAAGAAAAGGAGGAAGAGAAGGAAGAAGAGAGGAAGAACAAGAGGAGGCAGCGUCGUUCGUCCAGCAGUGCGCCAUCGUCUCCGGCUACGCCUUGCUGCACCAGGUUGAAAUAUAGGUUCCCCAUUGAAACCCGCUUAUAACACUCGUUCGAGAAAAAGACAAAUAGAAAACGAAGAAAGAGGCCAGUUGGAAGCCCAACAUCAAAAAGAGGUGGAGAAUCUUAAAGAAGAAGUCGCAAGGCUUACUAGUCUACUCGAGCAGGCCUUGAGAGAUAAAUCUGGAAAAGCAAUACUUACAGCUCAGCCUGAAGAUAUGCAUGUAACUCAUUUCGAUCCACAGAAUCUGGGGGCAAAUAGGGUGUCAUCUGAAUUUCAACAAGCUAUGCAUUUCCAGCCAGCAUACCCCUCAAGGAUACCGUUUACCAUUGAUUCUACCGAGAAAGAAUCUCAAAAGGGCAAGAUGGUGAAAGAAGAGGGUUUGGAAAAAUGGACUGCCUUAGAAGAGAGGAUAAGGGCAAUUGAGGGAAACCAUUUGUGCGACCUGGUGAAAGCUGUCAAUAUGUGUUUGGUGCCUAACAUGGUCAUUCCUAAGAAGUUUAGGGUGCCGGAAUUUAUUAAAUAUACGGGAACCCAAUGCCCUAUAACUCAUCUCAAGGCAUACUGCAACAAAAUGGCUGAGGUAGUUGAUGAUGAGAAAUUGUUGAUUCAUUUCUUUCAAGACAGCUUAAGUGGCGCUGCCCUCACUUGGUAUAUGCGAUUAAAUAAUACCAAGGUUAAGAAAUGGAAGGAUUUGGUUGAUGCCUUCAUGAGGCAAUAUAAGUUCAAUAUAGACGUGGGCCCUGAUCGGUUAAGCUUGCAAGCUAUGGAGAAGAAUAACAAGGAGUCCAUUAGAGAAUAUACUCAAAGGUGGCGUGAGGUCGCUGCACAGGUUAACCCUUCUUUGUUGGAAAAGGAGAUGAUCAACUUAUUUGUCAACACUUUCAAGGCCCCGUACUUUGAAUACCUGGUUAGAAGCUCUGCACAACAUUUUACUGACUUAGUUGUUAUAGCUGAGAGGAUUGAACAAGCCAUUGGGUUAGGUAAAAUUGUUGAUCCAACUGAAAAGAACGGUUUCACUGAAAAAGAAAAGGACACUGAAGGUGGUUGUCAAGGCACUUAUCAUUCCUAUAGCUGAUUUUUUCAUACCGACUCCCAGAUAUCAACUAUUUUGAAGAAAAGCUAUGGUGAUGGUAGGUCGAGAAUGAUCUACAAAUGACUUCAACUGACUGUUGAAAAGAUACCCUUGUCAAGGAGAAUAAAUGAUUGAAAGAUUCUAGAAAUUUCAAUCAAUGAUCACUAAAUGUUUAGCCCCUUUAUGAGUUAUCAUGCUAGUAUUCAUUAGCCCAAGAUGUUGUCAUAAGUUCCUUGUGGUUGAACUUAUUUUCCAAAGUUUCAAUGAAAUAAUGAGUUUGUCAUUCAA
Messenger RNA from Populus nigra (black poplar), 2349 nucleotides. RefSeq lists its product as uncharacterized. The record is from RefSeq and is a predicted model, not a curated record. NCBI's taxonomy places the organism in Eukaryota, Viridiplantae, Streptophyta, Magnoliopsida, Malpighiales, Salicaceae. The coding region runs from base 1204 to 2064 and encodes 286 amino acids. The transcript is spliced from 2 exons.